CAAGCCCUCCCAUCAAUCAAAAAUCAUCCUAUAUAGCACCCUCGCCACCGGCUCACCGCAACACGCCUCCCCCAGUCCCACUCCGUUUCCCGAGCACACACGCAGCAUCAUUCACUCACUCACAGGAGCGCUGGCUGGCUAGCUAGCUCCCUUCGCUUCACGUGUCCGUCUCCAUCCCCGGCCACCAACCGUCGCCAACUUGCCAUGGAGAAGACCUAGCCAGCUCGCGCCCUUUGGUCAUUGGGAGUUGGGGGAGAGAUCCACCGGAGGUAGACAAGGCAUGGCAUUGGAGGCCGCGGUGCUCUCCCGCGCUGCUGCUGGUCUCUUCGGUCGCUGCGCCAUGGCGGGGGCGGGGGCGGGGGGAGCUUGGAAUGGUCUGUUCGGCGGCGGCGAAGGGCUGGCGGGCUUGGACGGCGGGGACUGGGACGCCGCCGUCGCGGCGGCGUGCUCGUCGAUGCUGCUGCCUCAAGCUGCGUUCCAGGAGCUGGACAUCUCCGCCGUCGCCGCCACUGCCGCUCCGCAGGAGGAGUCCGGAGGUCGCGGCGAGAUGAGCGCGGCCGGCGUGGGUCAGGAUGAUGCUGCGCCCGUGGCGGCGGCGGCGACGGGGCGGAGGAAGCGGCGGCGGACGAGGAUGGCCAAGAACUCGGAGGAGGUGGAGAGCCAGCGGAUGACCCACAUUGCCGUCGAGCGCAACCGCCGCAAGCAGAUGAACGAGUACCUCGCCGCGCUCCGCUCCCUCAUGCCGCCCUCCUACGCGCAAAGGGGUGAUCAGGCGUCCAUCGUCGGAGGUGCGAUCAACUUCGUCAAGGAGCUGGAGCAGUUGCUCCAGACGCUGGAGACGCACAGGCAGGCCCGGGAACACGCGGCCGCCGUCGACGGCGGGGAAGCGCCGCCACCGCCGUUCGCCAACUUCUUCACCUUCCCGCAGUACUCGAUGAGCGCCACCCCGGCACCGGCACCAGCACCUCCGGCGAACAACGACGAGGGCGCCGACGGCUGCGCCGAGGCGGAGGCGUCGGGAUCAAAGCCGUCGGCGGUGGCGGACGUGGAGGUGACGAUGGUGGAGAGCCACGCGAACCUGCGGAUGCUGUCCCGGCGGCGGCCGAGGCAGCUGCUGCGGCUGCUGGUGGGGCUGCAGGGCCACCGGCUCACGGUGCUGCACCUCAACAUGAGCAGCGCCGGCCACAUGGUGCUCUACUCGCUCAGCCUCAAGGUGGAGGACGAUUGCCAACUUACCUCCGUGGCCGAGAUCGCCACCGCGGCCCAUCAGAUCGUCGAAAAGAUCCAGGAAGAGCAAGAGCUUACUGCGGCGGCUUAGGGCAGCAUCUCACCUCACAUUAUGCAAUGCGCAACAUUAGUUUAUUGUAGCAAGUUAGGCCACUCGUGUGCAAACCAAUAAAGUCCAUCUCUGCAAUGCAAUGCUUAGUGCUGAAUCCAUGGAUGAAAAAUAAUGAAUUUGUUCAUGAUGUGCAUCGGUAGAGAUGUUCCAUGUAGAGUAGCUAGGCAUGUGUUGCUUCUUCUGUUCAAAAUGGGGGGCAUGCAAUAUUGCAAUGCAAUGCAAUGCUUCCAAA
Molecule: messenger RNA, 1571 nt
Organism: Triticum urartu
Lineage: Eukaryota; Viridiplantae; Streptophyta; Magnoliopsida; Poales; Poaceae
Product: transcription factor bHLH94
Biological process (GO): regulation of transcription by RNA polymerase II
Molecular function (GO): DNA-binding transcription factor activity, RNA polymerase II-specific; protein dimerization activity; RNA polymerase II cis-regulatory region sequence-specific DNA binding
Source: RefSeq, a predicted model, not a curated record